This is a messenger RNA of Nerophis lumbriciformis (worm pipefish), 2300 nucleotides long. Lineage: Eukaryota; Metazoa; Chordata; Actinopteri; Syngnathiformes; Syngnathidae. The record is from RefSeq and is a predicted model, not a curated record.
AUGUCAUGUGACCACGCCUAUCACCAUGCCCCCACCGCCAAUAGUAGUGUGAAACACGGCACAGCGUCACAAUUGGCCACGAUUGAAUGCAACCUGAGUCCACCGUUGUUGGCCUUUGUCCAGACAUGGUUGGAUGAGUACAGCGAGGACUUCAGAGACCCUCCGCUGCACUCGGGCCUCCGACUCCUUUUGGAUCACCUUAGGCUCAGCUGUGCUGUUCAUGACCAAAUGCGCUCUCAGCCUAACUUUUGUUCUCUGGCUGGCCAGGCUGAAAACCUGCUAAAGAGGUUCCAGAAAGAAGAAGGUGAGACAAAUGCGAGAACGGCCAACGUGGAGCAAGACAAGCAGCCUUCAAGUGAUGAGGAUUCAGGUUGUGAAAACUCUCAAGAUCAAGGAGACAUUUUGGAUUUCUCAGCUGGAGUCAUUGCACAGCAACUCACCCGCAUUGAUUCUGCCUUAUUUGUCAAGGUGGCUCCAUACCAAUGUUUGGGCUGCAUCUGGUCACAAAGGGACAAGAAGGAGAACAUGUCCCCCACCAUCAGGGCCACCGUCGCGCAGUUCAAUGCCAUCACCAACCUGGUCAUCGUGUCGCUGCUGUGCCGCCCCACAUGUGGCGCCACCAGCCCCACUUCCUCCUGCUUGCCUCCCACGGCUCCGCCUCAUCGAGCUCGCAUCAUCGAGAAAUGGAUCAGAAUAGCACAGGAGUGUCGCAGUUUGAAGAACUUCUCCUCACUCAGGGCAAUCCUGUCCGCCCUUCAGUCCAACGCGGUCUACAGACUGAGAAAGACCUGGGCUGCAGUCGGCAGGGACAGCAUGGCAACAUUUGAUAACCUCUGUGAAAGCUUCCCUGAUGAAAACUGUCUCCUCACCAACAGAGCACUCCUGAUGGAGAGUACGUCCAGUGGCGUGGUGCCUUACCUGGGUACCUAUCUGACUGUCCUCACCAUGCUGGACACAGCCCUGCCGGACACUCUGGAGGGUGGACUCAUAAACUUCGAGAAGAGGAGGAGGGAGUUUGAGGUUCUCUCACAAAUCUGUGUCCUGCAGUCGUCCUGUUCCCAGUUCAGCCUGCCUCACCAUCCCAGAAUUGCUGAUUGGAUGCAGGGACAUAAACUACUCACUGACCAAGAAAGCUAUGAACUGUCACGACGAUUGGAGCCUCCAAUGGACGUGUGUUCCCCAAUUGCCUGGAGCCAUCGAACACUCACCAAGAAACUUUCCUCUAUCUUGACAAUGAGUGAUGGAUCCAAAAAGCUCCCAGCGGACCAGAUCAGUGUUUCGUCUUCAGGAUCCAGUGGUUCAGAGUUGGAAGACCUGUCCUCCACGAACUCUGCCUGUUCCAUCAGACUACAGUCUUUCCACAGCUCGUCCAACAAUUUGUCAGAGGCCUUUUCUUCCUCCUCCUCCUCUUCGUCAUCUUCACCCUGCUCUUCGGCCACCUCCUCGACAGACUCCCCAACUCCCCCGGGCUCGUCCUCCGACUCCCUUUGCUCGUCGGCCACGUCCCGCGCGAGCGCUUCGCCCGCCUGCUCCGCCUCCCACCACAAACGCUCGGUGUCCAUGACCUCCCUGCCCAUCUACAACCGCCAGGACGCCGACGCCUGCAUUGUGAGGGUGAGCGUGGACCUGGGCCGCAACGACGGCAACAUGUACAAGAGCAUCCUGUUGACCAGCCAGGACAAAACGGCGCAUGUGAUUGAGCGGGCGCUGGACAAGCAUCACCUGGAGCACAUGGACUGGCAGGACUUCACUCUGACACAGGUCAUCUCACAGGAGAGAGAGUUGCUCAUCCCAGACAAGGCCAACGUCUUCUAUGCCAUGUCCACCACUGCCAACUUCGAUUUUGUCCUGCGUCGGUUCCGCAAUGGCCAGAAGAAACCCCUGAGAGCCACGUCCAGUCUUGGUCGGUACAGCAAGUAGCAGCGCACAAGCAGCGAAGAACAGUUAGUACGUUUUAUGGUUUAUGAAGAUAUUGUCAAGCUCUUACGGGAGCAGAAGAAAGCACUUUAUGGAGGAGGCUCAGUCAUAUUCUGGUAGGAAUCCAGUCAUUGAACCACUUGUCUGGUUUCUCCCAUUUGUCGUUACGCUGCUAACAGUGGUCCUUCUAGUGUCAAUGGCGCCCUGUGCAAGACCCCUUUUAGUGUGUCAUUAGCUCAUUUGAUCACAUCCAUUGUAUAAUACAUGAAGUGAUAACUACGCUCUAUACCAGGGGUGUCCAAACGUUUGGACCUGGGAGCCACAUUGGGCUAAGAAAAAGUUGGCCGAGGGCCGAAGCCAACUGCAUGUAAAGUAACUAUGUA